AUGGUCGUCUUCAGUCCACAGAAGCCACUCCGAAUCCUCCACCAAGCUCCCUUGACGCCCAAGAUCAUUUCCGAGGCGAAGAUGAUUGUGCAGCUCUUUGAGCGCUUGGCCGACCAAAGAGCAAGCGAAAGAUUGAGGAAAUGCAAGCAGCGGAUUCGAACCUGGAAAUUGAGGAAGCCCAGUCGGGUAUCUCAGCUGAUGACCGACGACAAUAUCGCAAGCAUCAAUUCUCAGGACAAGAAAACAGAAACACACACGCCCAAAAGCAGGCCACCAAAGCCUCAACCAGACAGUCAAGGGCUUGUCGAUCAUCCUCCACAACAAAUACGGCUACACGUAGCAACUUAUCAAGUGAGCAACCAUCAUGUGACCAGGCGAGUUGCGUCCGAACCAUACCCCGACUAUUCUGGUGCUGCCUCUGUGGUAAUCUUUAGUGGCAGUACCAGCAUUCAGGAGAAAAGAUCUGUAAUGAGAAGCUUUGAACGUCUGGAAAGCAUACUGAUCGUGGCCGUGGCUAUUGGUGAUAUCGUAACAGAGCAAUGGAUCAUCGACAUUCAUCGAUUUGGACGGGUUCCAGCACUUCAAGGGGACAUACCACUGGACAGAUCUCGAGAGCGGCGAUGGGAUUUCGGCCUCAAGGAUGCCAUUGGAAGGGGCAAGACCGGCUUGACGCAUCUCCUUGCCGGGAUCAUGGUCUUUCUCACGAAGCAGCUCAGAUCAGACUUGGAGAAUUCGGACCGAGAGACUUCUCAAAUCGCCACCAUGAUAGGUGCAGACGCAGUUAAACAUUGUUUGCCUGCCUUGAAAGACGAGGGCAAGUUCAGCGAGCCAGAGAUCGACUUGGAGAAGGAUCUGCAAAAUUCAAAUCCAAGGUGUGAUGAAAGUACCUAG
Fonsecaea nubica is the source of this 891-nucleotide messenger RNA. RefSeq lists its product as hypothetical. The coding region runs from base 1 to 891 and encodes 296 amino acids. The record is from RefSeq and is a predicted model, not a curated record. NCBI's taxonomy places the organism in Eukaryota, Fungi, Ascomycota, Eurotiomycetes, Chaetothyriales, Herpotrichiellaceae. The transcript has 2 exons.